Messenger RNA from Dicentrarchus labrax (European seabass), 2413 nucleotides. It is a transcript of the gene cyp51a1, whose product is annotated as lanosterol 14-alpha demethylase. The transcript has 10 exons. Gene Ontology annotation, molecular function: oxidoreductase activity, acting on paired donors, with incorporation or reduction of molecular oxygen; heme binding; monooxygenase activity. The record is from RefSeq and is a predicted model, not a curated record. NCBI's taxonomy places the organism in Eukaryota, Metazoa, Chordata, Actinopteri, Moronidae. The coding region runs from base 128 to 1627 and encodes 499 amino acids.
AGAUGUUGGGGGAGAAAAUAUCACCAGACGAGCUGCAGCCUUCAGUACGCGUCCACUCAUUCACUGAGGUGUUUAUUGUGGCUUCAGUGGAGCUCUGGUUGUUGUUGUAGAGGGCAGAUCCGGUAACAUGUCGAUGCAUUUGUAUGAAAUGAGCAGCAGACUGCUCGGAGUCACUGUCGGGAAAGUGAACGACAACCUGACCUCGGUGGUGCUGGCGGCCUCUGUCAUCACUCUCACUCUGGGAUAUUUCUCAAAGUUGCUGCUCAAACAGUCCUCCGACAAAGAUCAGAAAUAUCCACCUUACAUACCCUCCAGCAUCCCCUUCCUGGGUCAUGCCAUCGCGUUUGGGAAAAGUCCCAUUGAAUUUCUUGAAAAUGCUUAUGAAAAGUACGGCCCUGUGUUCAGUUUCACCAUGGUGGGGAGCACCUUCACCUACCUGCUGGGCAGCGAAGCCGCCACGCUGAUGUUCAACAGCAAGAACGAGGACCUGAACGCCGAGGACGUCUACUCCAGACUGACCACUCCGGUGUUUGGCAAAGGAGUGGCCUAUGAUGUCCCGAACCCUAUAUUUCUGGAACAGAAGAAGAUGCUGAAGACCGGACUGAACAUCGCUCAUUUUAAGGAACACGUGAAGAUCAUCGAGGCAGAGACCUUAGAGUAUUUUCAGAGAUGGGGAGACAGUGGGGAGAGAAACCUGUUUGAGGCGUUGUCUGAGCUCAUCAUCCUGACGGCCAGCAGCUGCCUGCACGGGAAGGAGAUCCGCAGCAUGCUGAAUGAGCGAGUGGCCCAGCUCUACGCCGACCUGGACGGAGGUUUCAGUCACGCUGCCUGGCUCCUGCCCGGCUGGCUGCCGCUGCCCAGCUUCAGGAAAAGAGACAGAGCUCACAGAGAGAUCAAGAACAUCUUCUUCAACGUGAUUCAGAAGCGCAGGCAGUCUGGAGAGAAAGUGGACGACAUCCUACAGACGCUCAUCGAUGCCACCUACAAAAACGGACGACCCCUGAACGAUAACGAGAUCGCGGGGAUGCUGAUCGGCCUCCUGCUGGCGGGUCAGCACACGUCCUCCACCACCAGCGCCUGGAUGGGUUUCUUCCUGGCCAGAGAUAAAGCUCUGCAGCAGCGCUGCUACGCGGAGCAGAAGGCUGUGUGUGGAGAAGAGCUGCCUCCUCUCGACUUCGAUCAGCUGAAAGAUCUCGGUUUGUUGGAGCGCUGUUUGAAGGAGACUCUGCGUCUCCGCCCGCCCAUCAUGACCAUGAUGAGGAUGGCUCGCUCCCCUCAGACUGCGGCAGGAUACACCAUCCCUGUGGGCCACCAGGUCUGCGUCUCCCCGACAGUCAACCAGCGUCUGUACGACACCUGGGCGGAGAGGAUGGAGUUCAACCCUGAUCGCUACCUCAACGACAACCCCGCCGCAGGGGAGAAGUUCGCAUAUGUGCCGUUUGGAGCCGGCCGCCAUCGCUGCAUCGGGGAGAACUUCGCCUAUGUCCAGAUCAAAACCAUCUGGUCCACAUUACUGCGCAUGUACGACUUCGACCUGGUGGACGGAUAUUUCCCCACAAUCAACUACACCACAAUGAUUCACACGCCUCACAACCCUGUCAUCAGAUUCAAGAGGAGGAAACAGUGAGAGACUGAAAACAGCGGAGGAGGAAAUAAUCAAACAUCCCGAGUGUUUGAAGUGAAGCUUGAACUUCCUGGGACUUAAAUUUAGGAAACUCUAGAUGAAUGCACUUUACUACAUGUCCAACAUUUUACUUUUUGUGCUUCUGUCAGUCCUUUUUUUCCCCCUGAAUGUCAACAUUAUUACACAGAGUUUUGAAACUUGAGCACAGGUACUGAUAUUCAGAUACAGUGUCAAGGUCAGAUAUACAGUGCCUUGACGGUGGGACAUAUUGGUUAAGUGCUUCAUUCAUUCGUUCUUUCCUUCUUUGGGGGCCUAGAAAAUGUAAUUUAGUGGGAAAACCAAGCAGAAGGUUUUAGUUCUUCCAGAUCUGGGCAGGAGGGUUUAGGGGUUUUAUACAUUUAAAUACAUAGAACCCCCCCCACUAAAAAAAGCAAUAUUUUAAGUGAUAUUGCAUUAAAUGCACUGAUUUGGAACAAAAACAGCUCCUACUGUAAAUGACUGUGAUCCCUCUGCUGCACAGGGAGUCUGUGAAGCUGUUUGCGAGAGGCCAGAAAAUCUUAAAAAAACACUAAGGAGGUCAUGGCUGCAGAUUCUGCAGUCUGUAUCGUUGCACAUUUGAGGAGAUAAACAGAGUAAACUUUAAAUUAAAAGGUGCCCUGUGCUAAUUAGGAGCUGGACCUCGUUAAAUUAACGAGCACUGACUGAUGUUUUGUGUGAAGUUUCACUGCUUAAGCUGUGUUGUUGUUAAUAACCGUAAUUCCUUCUUUCAAUAAAGAAACUUUUAAGAAA